Clonostachys solani is the source of this 2952-nucleotide messenger RNA. The record is from the annotation of a GenBank genome assembly. NCBI's taxonomy places the organism in Eukaryota, Fungi, Ascomycota, Sordariomycetes, Hypocreales, Bionectriaceae.
AUGUUCGAGCCUCAAUUUAUAGCCAGGCAUCCUGUCCCGGGGGGUCUGAACCUCGUUGGCUGUCCUAUUGUUGUUGACCAGAAUGAUUUCGAAGGGGUCAAAAUUGCCGUACGGACAUUGUCUGAAGACUUCAGCAAAGUCACUGGAGGGAAGCCGAAUCCCGUGGUCCAGUCAACCCCCUUCACAGGAAGCACCGCAAUUAUUAUAGGCAGCAUAGCCAAUUCACCCGUUAUCAACACACUAAUCGCACAAAAAAAGCUAGACGUGUCUAGCAUCAAAGAUCAGUGGGAAUGUUACAUGACCCAGCUAGUCAGCAACCCCUUGGACGGUUGCAAGCAAGCCUUGGUCAUUGUCGGAAGCGACAAAAGAGGUACCAUAUUUGGCACUUACACCCUUUCACAACAGAUCGGAGUCUCUCCAUUCUAUUUUUGGUCGGACGUGCCCGUCAAAAAAGCCAGCGAUCUCUACGCGCUGGACACAACGACACGCGAUGGCCCUCCUACAGUCAAGUAUAGGGGGCUUUUCAUUAAUGACGAGUCGCCAUGUCUGACUGAAUGGGUCAAAGAAAAGAUUGGCCCCAAGUAUAAUGUAGAGUUUUACAAGAAGGUCUUUGAGCUUCUGUUGAGAUUGAAGGCAAGCCCACUGUGCUCCUGCUCUUUUUUUUAUCGUUGUGCAAACUUUCUGUGGCCCGCGAUGUGGAAUCAUCCAGGCCAGAGCUUCUUUGUCGAUGACGCUUUAAACCAAAAGACGGCAGAUGAAUAUGGAAUCGUCAUGUCGACCUCUCACCACGAGCCCAUGCAGCGCGCCAUGAAUGAAUGGUUUCGGGAGCCUUACAAUGAGCCUGAAGGUAGCUGGUCUUGGAUUACAAACAAAGACAAGAUAACGGAGUAUUUCCAGGAGGGUGCGGAGCGCGCCAAACCGUUUGAGAGUGUGUUGACUCUUGGAAUGAGAGGUAAAGGUGACCAUGUUAUUGAUGCCAAGGAUGUCACUUCAACUCUCCAUGACAUUCUCCAUACUCAGAGGUCCAUCAUCAAAAAUAUUUAUGGGAGCGAGACGGGCGAAAACCUAGAGGUUCUCGCGCUAUACAAAGAAGUGCUCACACAAUAUGAUCAGGGCCUCGAAAUCCCGGACGACGUCACUCUACUCUUUGCGGAUGACAACCAGGGAAGUAUUCGUCGGGUGCUCGUUGGCGAUGAAAAACGCCGAUCGGGAGGAGCUGGAAUAUAUUAUCACUUCGAAUUUGUCGGACACCCACGGAGUUAUAAAUGGCUCAACAGCAAUCACUUGCCCAAAGCGUGGCAUCAGCUCGACGAAGCAUACAACAAUGGCGUCGACCGUAUUUGGAUAUUCAACGUUGGCGAUAUCAAGCCAAUGGAGGUUCCUUUGAGCUUUGCCAUGAUGAAGGCUUGGAACACCCAUGCCUUAACCCCUUCCCAGCUCCCAGCCUUUUUUGACGCAUUCAUCGAUAAUACUUUCCCUCUCAGCACUGCGGAUGCCAAAGAAUGCUCACAACUCUUAUUCGAAUAUGACCAGUUGAUGGGUCUUGGAAAACACGAGUGCAUUGAAGAUGAUACGUUCUCCGUCAUCUAUUACGAUGAGGCGGAUACUGUACUACGGCGAUGGUCCGAUCUACUGGGCAGAUCAACUCUCAUCUAUGAGAAGGCACCGUAUGAGUUGAAGCCCUCCAUCUACCAACUAAUACACCACCCAAUCAAGGCAACCCAGAUCUACAUCGCCUUGAGGGUGGCGCUGGCAAAGAACAAGCGUUUCGCAGAACAGCGUCGGACAAUUGCCAACAAAUAUGCCCAGGAAGUCCUCCGCCUCUUUGAAGCGGACUUUGACUUGUCUAACGAAUACCAUGAGAUGCUUGGUGGGAAGUGGAAUCAUAUCAUGGACCAACCUCAUUACGGCUGUAGAUGGGACGAAGACCUUGCGCCAUUCCGUGAUAUGAUACCAGGAUUAUGCUACGUCCAGAGCCGUCAGAAAGCAAGCCCCAUUAUGGGUAGCUUUGGAAUUGCUGUCGAGGGGCAUGCUGGCUACCGGACUGGUCUCUGCUGUGAGGAACACGAUCUCCUCCAACCAUCCCGAGGCAACCGGGUACCAUCAGUGACGACAGCGCCAUUAGAGCCUCUUGGGGCACCAUCAAGAUGGUUUGAAGUGUACUCUCAUAGUUCGGAGUCGUUUCAUUGGUCGGUCAAGUCGGACACAGAAUGGUUAAGAAUGUCGAUAUCAUCAGGCUACCUGACGCCCGAAGAUUCAGCUGCCCGCAUCCACGUUUUCGUGGACUGGGCGUCAGUUCCCGAGCUUUUUGAUGGAGAGGCUCUCCUUGAAGUUCGAGCUGAUACGGGUUCGAUUGAAGUCGUUCAUGUACCGAUCAAGAAGCGCAAGAUCCCCGUCGGCUUCACUGGCUUUGUCGAGAGUGAUCACCUCGUCUCUAUAAAUGCGUCAAAUUUUGAUGCCUCAAGUGUCGCACAACGCUCCUACAAGACCAACCCGUUGAUAGGCCGCACAGGGGCCGGUGGAGUCUUGCUGGCAACCCGUGCUGAUGAUGCUGACAAGCUCGACUUUCUUCAUUAUUCGUUUUUCAACUACACGCCGAUGACGGAAGCGACAGUAGUUCUUUACUUUACGAUGACAUUCAAUACUGAGCCUUCAAAUCCUAUCAAGUACGACAUCUGCGUGGACGAUCUCCCUCACUCAUCUUUCCGCCUGGUUCCGGAUGCGCCAAACCCAGGUGCAAUGCCUCCUGGUGAUUUGCCGGCGGGUUGGAUGGAGGAAUGCCCAAGGCUGGUGUGGACGAGGAAGCAUCCCAUUGAACUCACGAAAACUGGUGCCCAUGUUCUGAAGAUACGCCUUAGACACACAAACUGUAUUCUAGAAAAAGCUGUUAUAGAUUUAGGCGGCGUUCGACCAAGCUACCUAGGUCCGCCAGAAAGUAGGAUGUUGGAGUAA